Xyrauchen texanus (razorback sucker) is the source of this 1838-nucleotide messenger RNA. Its product is annotated as cytochrome P450 2B4-like. Lineage: Eukaryota; Metazoa; Chordata; Actinopteri; Cypriniformes; Catostomidae. Bases 61 to 1566 code for a protein of 501 amino acids. Gene Ontology annotation, molecular function: oxidoreductase activity, acting on paired donors, with incorporation or reduction of molecular oxygen, reduced flavin or flavoprotein as one donor, and incorporation of one atom of oxygen; iron ion binding; heme binding. Gene Ontology annotation, cellular component: intracellular membrane-bounded organelle; cytoplasm. The transcript has 9 exons. Gene Ontology annotation, biological process: xenobiotic metabolic process. The record is from RefSeq and is a predicted model, not a curated record.
UUCACAAAGCACACAGACUGUGUGCUACCAAAGUGUUUGUCUCGGAAUUAACCUGUCAACAUGUGGACGACUCUGACAAAUUUAGACUUGAUCUCUGUGGGUCUGGCUCUGUCUCUGGGCUUGAUCUUUCUGGUUCUGGCUGAGAUAAUCAGGAUUAUUUCCUCUAAAGCCAAAACUCCACCUGGUCCACAGCCUCUGCCUUUUGUAGGAACAAUACCAUAUUUUGUGAUGAAUCCAAUGGAAUUCAUUAGAUCGCUGUCACAGUAUGGAGAGAUGACCACUCUGUAUUUUGGGAGGAAGCCAAUGAUAGUCCUGAAUACAAUCCAGAUCACCAAAGAAGCCCUGGUCCAAAAUGGUUCAUCUUUUUCUGGAAGGCCGCCUCUGCCAGUUCUAGACUGGAUAACGGAUGGAUAUGGUAUCAUACUGGCCAAAUUUGGUCACUCUUGGAGGCAACAGAGACGGUUUGCUCUGCACACGCUCAGGAACUUCGGUUUGGGGAAGAAGUCGGUGGAAGAACGCGUGUCAGAGGAAGGAUGUUAUCUGGUUACUGAAAUGCUCAAAGUGGAAGGCAAGCCAUUUGACCCUCAACAUGCCAUUCACAAUGCAGUUUCCAACAUCAUCUGUUCCAUUGUCUUUGGAGAACGCUUCGACUAUGAUAACAAGAGCUUUGCACACCUUCUGAAAAUCCUGAAAGAAAACAUCAUACUGUCAGGGUCACUUACCGCGCAGCUAUUUAACUUGUUUCCCUUCAUCAAGCACUUCCCUGGGCCACACCAGAAAAUCUACCAGAAUGCUGAAGAAUUAAAGGGCUUUAUCAGGGAAGCAGUUAAAGAACACAGAGAAACUUUGGACCCGGACAACCCACGAGACUUUAUUGAUGCCUACCUGCUGGAGAUUGAAAAACAAAAGUCCAAUGAUGAUUCCACAUUUCAUGAGGAGAACAUGGUGAUGUCAACAGCUGACCUGUUCUUGGCUGGAACUGACACCACUUCAACCACUAUCAGAUGGGGACUCAUCUUCUUGAUGCAAAACCAAGAUGUACAAGAUCGAUGUCAUGAAGAAAUAGUUCGGGUACUGGGUUACGACCGCUUGCCCACUAUGGAUGAUCGUGAGAAACUACCGUACACGUAUGCCACUGUUCAUGAGAUUCAGCGCUAUGGCAACAUUGUACCUGCUGGUGUGGUUCAUGAAACGACUCAGCCCACAAAAUUGCAAGGAUACAACAUCCCCAAGGAGACUCAAAUAUUGACAAACUUAACAGCAAUUUUAAGUGAUAAGGAGCAGUGGAAGUAUCCGGACACUUUUAACCCAGAGAAUUUCAUAGAUGAUGACAGACAUUUCUUCAAACCAGAGGCGUUCCUUCCUUUCUCAUUGGGUCCAAGGGUCUGUCUUGGUGAGACUCUGGCGAAGACGGAGCUUUUCAUCUUCAUCGCUUCUCUUCUACAGCGGAUUCAUUUCUUAUGGCCAUCUGGUGAGCAAUGGCCAGACAUGGAUGGGAUUGUCAGUGUGGUUCGCUCUCCUCGGACAUUCAACAUCAUCUGCCACAGCAGAGCUUCCAAAGAGUGAUCAUCAGUAACUUGUUCAACAUCUUAAGAAUGUUUUAGGAUUCCGUAGCUAGUUUAAGUUUAGAUAUAGUUUUGAAACUAACAUUUAAAUAAAUAGUUGAAUAGUUGAAGCCUAUUUUAAUUUCUUGAUCGUUAUGUCUUAUAUCUUCGUUGUUUUGUUUGUCUUCUUGUUAUAUCUUUAUCAAGGGAACAUGACGGAUUAUAAAUUUUUUGACAUAUUUUUAAACAAGCAAAAUAAAACUCAUCUGCUCUCUCGGAGGUCUCUGCCUUUUC